Molecule: messenger RNA, 1140 nt
Organism: Didymella exigua CBS 183.55
Lineage: Eukaryota; Fungi; Ascomycota; Dothideomycetes; Pleosporales; Didymellaceae
Product: aldolase
Exons: 2
Coding region: 1-1140 (379 amino acids)
Biological process (GO): deoxyribonucleotide catabolic process; carbohydrate catabolic process
Cellular component (GO): cytoplasm
Molecular function (GO): deoxyribose-phosphate aldolase activity
Source: RefSeq, a predicted model, not a curated record
AUGUCUGCGCCUGCUGAGAAUCCCCACCCCACCCCCCUGACUGAAUCAGAGGUCUUGAUCCGCGACUUCCUGGCUGCAAACCCCGCGCUUGACGCUGAGCUGGGCCCCAUUGAGGUUAUGACCGACCGUUACACAAAUGAAGAAUGGGCCGCGCAGAUCGCGGAAACCCAGAAGGCGGUGCUGAAAGAGGUGGAGAGUGGAGAGAGGGCGCAAAAAGUGUAUGAAGGACCGAGCAUGAGGAACGGGAACGAGGCCCUGAAAGAAUUGGCGAAGACGGUUGACCACACAGUCUUGAAGCUGGAGGCGACAAGCGCUCAGAUCGACACCUUGUGCAGUGAAGCCAGGACAGAAGAUUUCAAGUCCGUCUGCGUCCGAAUGAACUGGGUACAGCGCUGUUUCUCCAAUCUGAAGGGGUCGUCGGUGGUCGUAGCAGCCGUCGUUGGUUUCCACGAGGGCACUCAAGACACAUACUCCAAACUGCGCGAAGCUCGCGCCUGCGUGGCCGCCGGCGCCUCCGAACUGGAUCUCGUACUCAACCACUCCCUCCUAACCAAGCACAACAAGCCCAGAACCCCGCGAGUCAUCCGCAGCCACGAUUCGGCAAUCGACAGCAUCACCGCCGCCAACACCACUGCGAACUCUAGAUCUGCCAGCGGAGAGGAGGAUAUCCCAGACUACAGCGCCAUUUACCGCGAACUCGCAUCGAUACGAUCCCUCUGCCCUUCACCCGUCGUCAUCAAGCUCAUCCUUGAAACCUCGCAACUCACCCCCAAGCAAAUUCUCGCAGCCUCGCACCUCGCGGCCGCCGCAAAUCUAGACUUCAUCAAGACCUCCACUGGCUUCAACGGGCCCGGCGCAUCGCUGCCUAAUGUGCAGCUCAUGGUCGGCGCAUCAGAGUAUUUGCACAAGACUGGCGUCAGCGAGAGGCAUAUGCAGGUCAAGGCAUCAGGUGGUGUCAGGAGUCUGGAGACAGCGAUCGAGAUGCUGGAGGCUGGUGCAACGAGGCUGGGAACUAGCAGUGGGCUGUGGAUUAUGCAGCAGGCGAGGGAGAAGGUUGAGCAGGCGAAGAGUGGGAAGGUGGAAGAUAGGCCGGGGGCGACGAGGUUGUAUACUGAUGAUUCUGUUGCUGGAGGGUACUAA